This is a messenger RNA of Lepisosteus oculatus (spotted gar), 3270 nucleotides long. Lineage: Eukaryota; Metazoa; Chordata; Actinopteri; Semionotiformes; Lepisosteidae. The record is from RefSeq and is a predicted model, not a curated record.
AUGCGCGUUGUCUUAGAGUGCGGCUUCUCGAGAGUGGAGCACGCGUGUCUGUCCAACCCCUGUGCCAAUGGAGGGACCUGCGUAGAGGAGGCUGAGGGCUUCUACUGUGUGUGUCCCGAGGGCUGGACUGGACCCAGCUGUACCACAGGCGUGAACGAGUGCCAGCCCAAUCCGUGCAGCCAGGGGGGGACGUGCCGGCAGCUCCAGCACGGGUUCGAGUGCCUUUGCCCACCGCAGUGGACCGGCAGAACGUGCCAGCUGGACACUAACGAGUGUGACAGAGGGGUGUGUGUCCAUGCUGUGGCGUGCCACAAUCUGAUCGGAGGAUACUUCUGCGACUGUCAGCCAGGCUGGACCGGGCAGGACUGCGACAUCACCAACCACACCUGCCAGGGGAAGUGUCAGAAUGGGGCCGUGUGUGAGGAGUCUCUGACAGGCUACAGGUGUCAGUGCCCUCCGGGCUUCACAGGGUCUUACUGCCAGACCAGGGCGAGCCACUGUGACAGUGCCCCCUGUCUGAAUGGAGGACACUGUGCUGAGGAAGAGGAGACUCCGCAGUGCCACUGCCCCCUAGGCUACAGUGGGAAACACUGUGAGGAAGUGCUGGACCUCUGCAAUCCCAACCCAUGCCAGCAGGGGGCGCCGUGUCAGAGCACGGAGGGUGGCUACCUGUGUGCCUGUCCCCAGGGCUACGAGGGGAAGGAGUGCUUGAGCCUGAAGGACACCUGCCAUGAGCCUCACUGCCAGGGAGAGCCUUCUGGGAGCACAGCAACGCACACAGGCUCCGGGAGCACUCUGUACGUGGUGAUGGUCGUCCUGCUGGCCAUGUUGGUAGUGGGAACGACGCUGUGCAUCUACCUGCUGGCUCAGCUCCGGAGGCGCAGGAAGGAGCGCCAGCACGCCGGGCAGGACGAGGGCAUCAAUAACCAGCGGGAGUGCGUCACCCUCAUCCGGAACCUGGGCGGCCCUCCCCCAGUGCCCCGCUGUCGUGAGGAGAUUGAGCUGAGCCUGCCGCCCACCCCAGAAACCAAGAAGCCCAGGAGGAGCAGCGCCAAGCUGGACAUCUCCAACCGGGAGCGCGAGAAACUCAACCGCUUCCACUUCUCCGACAGCCAGGAGGUGGAAGUGUGAGGCCCGCCCCGCCUGUCGGCUUCUGUCCGUCUGCCACUGCGGCCACCCGUGCUCCCAGGCUUUGCAGGCCUUGCUAGGCCCCCGAGGGAAGGGAGUGAGGGGUUUGGCUGCUGAGGAGGCUGGAGAUCGUGAGCCUUGAUUGCCCAAGAGGGGGCGAACUGCUGCACAGCUCUGUUGACUCCCACACCUCAACCCUUGUGGCAUUUUCCCCCUGAGUUGGAACUCUUGACAUAAGCCUGAGAGCCUGAGAGCCUGAGAGAAGAAGGCCUCUCUUUGGCGUGUCUGGGUAUCGGUGCGCCUGCUCUGCCCUGUUGCCACUAUGAAGGUUCCUUCCUUUUGAUGGAGGCAGUGAUGUGAGGGUCAGCAUUGAACUUCUCAUUCCAGCUGUUAAACUAAUCGCAUUUCCUUUAUUGGAAGAAUAAAGUAUUGUGUUGUUUUUUUUUUGUUUGUUUCUCAUGUCAAUGAAGGCAAUAUUGUGUAUAUGUGUGUGUUUUGACAGGUCCUUUAACGAUAGAGCUGCACCUGGUGUUCGUAUAAAAGCUUCUGAGCAGCUGUUGCGUGGGUAGAGAAAUCUAUACAGUACAUCCAGCAAUGUUAUCAGUAAAUCUGAUUCAUACUCUGCUUGUUAAAUGUCUUGUUCAAUGUGUUUUGCCUUCUGGAGAGAAUGUGCAAAGCUAGAGAAAGUCCUGUGGGGACAUAGUUCAGUGCUGCGCAGACCUGAGUCAGAAGUGUCUUGACAUUGCAGUGCAACUCCUAUAUGUGUCCCUCCUGUACCCUUUACACAGCUAAAGAGCACUCUCUACUUCACAUGUGUGUAAUCCGUUUGAAUUUUAAUUUACAAAUAAGUCAAAAGCGUGAGAACGAAAUAUUUCGGCCACUUUUGUUAGAUAUGGUUUUGCGAUAGACAUCCACCAGAUCAAACUACAGCCUAGGCCAAACACGACUCCACUGUGCCAGACCAGUUGCCCUCCACCAAUCCUGCUGAGCACAGGUGGGCUCUCCAUAACCCCUUCCCUGCUCUGUAUCUCUGUACACCCACUUUCACCAGACCUCUGGAGGUUCUGAACCAGAACUGGGCUAUGGUCCCACUGAACAGGGCCUGUGACCCCGCCUGAGAGAAGAGGAAGUGACGGGGGGUGCAGUGGGGACCCCAACAUUAACAAAGUGUAGCUUCCAGAUUGCGUUACUGAUCGGGGGUCUUAAGAGCUCAUUGCAUGGGGGCAUGAGUUACAUUUCUGUAGUGUCGGAAAGACAGGCUGGAGGACAGACCUCUUGACCACAGCUGGACAGUACACACUGGCCAGUUUGACUGACCCCUUCCCUGAGAGGCUGUGGGGUGGAGAACGGGGAGGUGAUUUAGUCCUGUCUGAUGGAGGUUUUCUGCGAUUGUUCCUCAGCUCUGUUUCUCAAGGAGCCACAGUCCCUGAGGGGUUAAGAAUAUGAGGUUGGUCACAGACAGGAGGAGCCACUCAGCUCAUCCAGCCUGUUUGGAAGUUAGUAGCUAACCUGAGGAUCUUAUCUAGCAGUUCCUUGAAGGAAGCCAGGGUAGCGUCUAUGUCAGUGGCUGGAAGCUUGUUCCACACUCCCACAAUUCGUAAAGAAGCGCCUGCUGUUUUCGGUUUCAAAUCCAGGUCCACAUAGGCUCCACUUGUGUCUUCUGGUCUGUGUUUGAGUGGUUUGCUAUUUCUCUUUAGGCCUGGGGAUAAGCGCUCAGUUAAGUGAAAAAUUAGUGGUUCAAUUAACUAAUUAUCUGCUCAGAUGGAAUGACAACCUGAGGACCCCAUUGCCCUUGGGAAAAUGCCCUUAGGAGCUGAAGACAAUGGCAAAGAGCAACCUAGAAAGGUUACUAAUAAGGGAAAAUAAUCUAGCUCAUCCAGCUCGUUUGGUAGUUAGUAGAUGACAAAAGGAUAUUGUCCCCUUUGAGGCGGCACGUUCAUGCUUGUAAAAGAUGUAUGAUUUUUGUACUUGUCUGUAAAUAGUUCAGCUGUAUAUAGUGUACAUAUUUAUAUUUUGUCUUUUAUUUACCAUUUUUGUACCGUGAAAUCUUUGAGAGUUUUUGGUUCAUCUCUGCCCUUUUUCCUUGUGUCUCUCGUGAUGGCCAACCGGUGCGAACAGUAAUUAAAACUUGUUUAACACCAA